AUCUGAAAGCCUCCCACAAUGCACUGGAUUAGCAUGUCUCCAGCAGGCAGCGGUGCAGAGGAUCCUCAAUGUCAGGCUUCCUCAUACACACGCCUAGGGUUACACGCCACGUUAACGAGCAGCUCAGAUGUUAAGAGCUUUCGGUGGAAACUUGUUGGUUAAUGAACUAUGCAAGAAUAGCAGCAUUGCUUAUAACAAUGUAAAAGAAGAAAAUAAUCCAAACGGCUCAUUAUGCGAAUCGGUUCCACCUAAAAGAGUCGACUCGUUCGUGAACGACACAUUACUACAGCAAAGCAUAAGACUCGUCUCAGUAUCUACGUUAGACCAAUAGCCUAUAAAUAAAACAAGUUUUCUACCGAAACAGCUAUAAUGUCGGUUUGAAAACAACCCUGUAUUGUGCACAUGCAGACGCUGUUGUUGUUGAUGAUGAUGAUGGUGAUGAUGAUGUCUAAUACGGAUUUGUCCAGCGCCUCUAUCCGGCACAUGUCGGAUAACCAAGAUGUGAAGACCCUGAUAGAGGAAGAAUUCCAAAAACAAAUACUUACGGAGAGUAAUGAACUCAAGAUUUCAAGACACUUGUACCAUCCCACAGGGAACAAUACAGAUGUUUGGCACAGUAUAUGGAAACCCACUAAUCCGGUCUUCUGCUUGGCCUGUGAUACAAUGUUCCCUGAUAGGUUGACACUUGAGGAGCACACAUGCCCUUUUGUGAACUUCAUUUGCUCAUGUGGUGUUAGUUUUCUUAAUUACCCUGAAAUGUGGGCCCAUAGUACUUUCCACAACCAUAGAGGCACUUGUGUACCGAGUCAUCAAAGUGCCAUCCAGAGCAGGAUAACUGCUUCUAAAGAACAAGAGUCAAAGUUGAAGUUGUUAGAGACAAGAGCAAAGAACAUUGGUCUUGUACAGAACACUGCUCAUUUUGCCUGUCUGCCAUCUCCGAAAUCCUCGUUCAAAAGUGGACAAACCAUAAACCUGUGGAAGCAUUUCAAGCCAGUUGUGCAGCUGGAGACUAUUCGGAGAUUUUACCCCAAAGGAAAAUACAUGUGUGCAAUUUGCCAAGAAGUGUUUUGCAAACAGGACCAGCUAAUUGAGCAUGUUAACAGUCACUGUAAGGCCUACAUUUAUGGUUGCAAUCAUUGUGGGCUGCUUUUGAUUGGAAGUGUUCCCCCAAAACCUUACCACAGGUGUAGGUCAUUUGAAACAAAGUUUUUGCAAAGGUUUACUGUUGGCCAAAUGCAGCGAGACCCAUUAUUAGCUGACUCCUAUCCUUGUCCACAUUGUUCCUUAAAAUUUGGUCAUCUGGGGAACCUUAACAACCACAUAUACCUCAACCACACCAACAUAAUCAAAGGUCAGAAAACUUCAAAAAAGUUGUCUCAAGUAAGAAGUGUGACAGGCGUGCACAGGACUUUGGACAGCAUGCCAAAUGAGAGGCAACAAAAUAAAAAAAUUAGUUGCGCCCUUUGUGGAAAAAGGUAUGACACGAUUAAGAUGCUUGGGAUGCACAAGUGCAAAAUUAAGGUGACUUUGCUAAAGCCGGAGACAGUAGCAAAGUUGUCUGCCAGAGAGGAACAGCAAAGAUCUGAUCAAAAUGAUCUGGUAAAGAGAAACUCCAAUGAAGUGACCUUUCGGUUUCAAGACAUCUGCAACAUCAAGGCCUAUGACUGUGCAAAACUAUUAGAAAUAAAAACUGAGCCAAUAGAAGUGAAUCUUAAAAUGACAACUUUUCCCCACAGUGUGUCUGUAAAAACUGAGCCUGAAUUUCAGGAUGAUGAUUAUGGAGUGAAAAUGGAUGGAUUGAGCAUUUUACCAAACAGUCUGAAAUCUGAGGAAAUCUAAAGCAUUGCCUUGGUAGGAUACAUUAGCAUAAAAUAAGUAAUUAAAAAUUCCUUAGCAUUAUUCUUUUACUUUGCUAGUUGUUAUAUUGUUUGUAAUCGUUUUAUGUUAGUGCUUGCCGCAAACCAAUAAAAGUCAUAUAGUUUUCCAUGAUUAUCCCAUCGUUCAUUAGUCUCUGGUGUUUUUUUGUUUUGUUCUAAGCUUCCUUCUAAGUAAUUGUGAAAUCAAAGAGGACUCAGCAGGUGAAUGUGGAUCUAUGUGCACUUUAUUAAAAAUGCACACAAUAUCAAGCAGACCAUGUAAGGAAACCAGACUAGAAACAAGGUAAUAUGAGCACUUGAGAUGUUCUCUCUGUGCUCUCUGGUCAACACUUUGCAAAAACUAAUGAACACAAAGGGUAUAUUAACCAAUCUGAACUAGAACACAAAACACUUUGACCUAAUUAGACAGACUAAAAGCAAAAAGCAGUGACUGGGGCCAAAGACUGGGAAAGGGAGAAAACAAAUUGUAAAUAAAAAUAUACAUGGCAGUCAUUAAAAAACAAAACAUAAUCCCAGUGCACAUCAUGCUGGAACAAUAGCUGGGUGCUGGGAAACUUUAAGGAGAUUUUCUUUUCUUAUAUAGCGUCCCCAAGGCCAGUUAUGUACAGUAUGUAAUGCUGGUUGCAUGAACACUGGAUAACCUCCAGGGGUGCACAAAGUCAAAGUAAACAUGACUCAGUAUUUAAUAUAAAUAAUGUAGCCACAUGCUCAUAGAUUCCCUGGAACGCAUUUGUUUACA
Messenger RNA from Ictalurus furcatus (blue catfish), 2616 nucleotides. RefSeq names its product zinc finger protein 502. Lineage: Eukaryota; Metazoa; Chordata; Actinopteri; Siluriformes; Ictaluridae. The record is from RefSeq and is a predicted model, not a curated record. The transcript is spliced from 2 exons. Bases 403 to 1839 code for a protein of 478 amino acids.